AUUUCUAUCUCUUUCUUUUUCUUCCAUUUUCACAUCCAAAACACAACGCCUCAGUUUAUGGAAGAUCAGUUUCCCAAAUUAGAUACCUUCUUACCCAAGGAAUGGCUUCCUUAUGCUCAUGCCUUAAUGGGGUCGAAAUCUUUGAGGAAUCCCGUCAUUUGGGAUGCUCAAUCCGGGACUGUCUACCACGAAAAUGGCACUAUGGGAAGUGUUAGUGGUUUGCAAACAUCUUCCUCGCCAUCAUCACCUGAUAGGCUGCUUUCGAACUCCGCCAGUUCGAGUUCUUCAGCAGAUCAUGAUCAGGCUACUGCAGGAGGCAGUUUGGUGACUAACACUCCUGGAUUCAUUAAACAGGAUGGUCUGUCAGGAUUCUGUUCAGUUCUUGAUGUUGUGCCUGUGAAUUUCCUAGAGUCGUUUCCGAAACUAAACCAGGCUGCUCCAGUUUCGAAACCACCUUGUCCUCCUUCUUCACUUGCAAAACUCCCAAACUUGACUCUAGUUUUGCCUGAACCCGCCAUGUUAGAUCCGUUACUGCAGGGAGAAAAGCCAGUUCUGUCUCAAAAUCCCACAUAUAAUAUGUCCCAAACAGGACAACAGGACGACCACCAAUGGCACAUCCUGAAUCAGAAUUCUGGGAAGUACCAAUCCAAAACUUGGCUCAGCUCCACCAAGACACAGCAAAUGAAGUACGCAGGGAGGAGAUUACAAAAUCUGAAUCAAAAGGGCUCGUUUUCAUCUCCUGGGAAGCUAUUCAGAGGGGUGAGGCAGAGGCAUUGGGGGAAAUGGGUGGCAGAGAUUCGGUUGCCAAGAAAUAGAACAAGGGUUUGGUUGGGGACUUUUGACACGGCAGAGGAUGCUGCCAUGGCGUAUGACACGGCGGCGUACAUUCUCCGUGGAGAACAUGCAAACCUGAAUUUCCCAGAUCGCAAGCACCAACUCAAGGCCAAUUCUUUGACCGGAGCCACCGCUGCCCUUCUCAAGGCCAAGUUACAGGCAAUAUCACAGGGUAUUUCUGCUGCCAAAAAGACUGAUACCGACAUGCUAUCCACAGAAAAACAGAAAGAUCUUAAGCAGAAUGUAGGAAAAAGAGGUGAUGAAAGGGUGAAUGAGAACAAGAAGAGUCCGGAUGUCAUAUCAGAUGUGGAUUCUGUACAGUUGAGUAGAAUGCCUUCCUUGGACAUGGACAUGAUCUGGGAUGCUCUUUUAGUCUCAGAUUCAUGACACAUACUCUUUUCUUUUUUCAUGUUUUGAAUCAAAGAUACAGAUUAAUGUUUUGCAUUUUAGUUUGAUGUUAAAUUCUGUGUAUUAUGCUUUAUUGCUUAUCUAGAACUAGUUGAUUGUUAAUUAACCAAAAUGCUUAUU
Messenger RNA from Rubroshorea leprosula, 1362 nucleotides. The record is from the annotation of a GenBank genome assembly. Lineage: Eukaryota; Viridiplantae; Streptophyta; Magnoliopsida; Malvales; Dipterocarpaceae.